AUGGCCUCCGUGUCAGGCACUUUUGCGAGUCGGAGCAUACCAGUUGAAGUGGAUGAAUCGGUGAUGUGGUCCCCAUUUGUCGAACGUGCCUUGGAAGAGGCUUCACACUCUUCUGGAGAGCACAUGGAGAACGAGGAGCGCCAGGAGCCUCGAGCCUGGGUGCCGCAGCCCGACACCGGGCCGUCGUGUCUCCAAGGAUCAGCACAACGUCACCCCCCUGCACUGCCUGAUGUAGGAGCCUUGGAGCUGGACAGCAGGCUGUGGUCCAAAUACACAGAUCCCGAUGAAGACGGGCACUUCUCUUCCCCUGGGGAAUCAAUCGUUGGGAUAGUUCCCUCCAGGGCGCAUCUUUUAGCUGUGGAAAAAGCAGGUGCGCAUCUGAGAUCUCAGCUUUCAGCUGACACUGGGCACAAUUCCAGUACAUCGAGCAAGAGCUUGUCUGACAUUGUGGAGGACUCGCUCGAGGGCAGCAGCCAAGGGAGCUCACAGCCCCAGCAACCCUCCGAAAACAGACUGCCAGCAGAGCUGGCGCCUGUGGACACGGGAUGCAAUUCCCAGGCACGAGACAUCAUGGGCAUCAGGCACUUGGAGCCGCCCUUACCUCUGGUGUCUGUGCUGAACCCCCAGGACCUCCCGGGACCCCUGAUCUCCAGAGAGUUUUUUGGACCUGAGCACCAGCAGUAUCCUCUGUGCCAGCACUCGCCCCAUCCCAAUGUUUCUUCCCAAGUUCACGGCUGCUUCGGGCACCACUGCCCCAUGGAGCAACACCCACAGCACCCAUGUGGCAGGAGCCCCUACCCACAUGGUGCCCGCGUGUCCCAGCCGCUGCCUCCCGUGCCGGGGCCGUGUGUGAGGGUCAUCCGUCCAGCCCAGCAGCUCGUCCCCAAUUACUCCGGCCUCCGGGCCCCGCGGCCCUGCUCCUCCCCGGCUCCUCCGCCAUUUCCAAACCAGUUCUACAACGAGCCGCGCAGCGGCGAGCUCUCGGCGCCGGCGUGCGGGGCAGACGCCGCCCGCUGCCAUCCUCCCGGCCACGCGCCCUGUCCAGCCGCCAUCCCGAGGCCCUUCAGCAGCCCUGCGGCCAAGGGAACGCUGAAAACCAGCAACCUUCCCGAGGAGCUGCGCAAGGUCUUCAUAACCUACUCUGUGGAUACAGCCGUGGAGGUCAUGAAAUUUGUGAACUUCCUGCUUGUGAAUGGAUUUCAGACUGCUAUUGAUAUAUUCGAGGACACGGUACGAGGCAUCGACAUCAUUAAGUGGAUGGAGCGCUACCUAGGUGAUAAGACCGUGAUGAUAAUCAUAGCAAUCAGUCCAAAAUACAAACAGGAUGUGGAAGGGGCUGAAUCCCAGCUGGACAGGGAUGAACAUGGCUUACAUACUAAAUACAUCCACAGGAUGAUGCAGAUUGAGUUUAUACAACAAGGAAGUAUGAACUUCAGAUUCAUCCCUGUGCUUUUUCCAAAUGCGAAAAAGGAGCACGUGCCCACCUGGCUGCAGAACACGCACAUUUACAACUGGCCGAAGAAUAAGAAGAACAUCCUCCUGCGGCUGCUGAGGGAGGAGGAAUACGUCGCCCCUCCAAUCGGACCUUUACCAACGCUCCAGGUUGUGCCGUUAUGAACAUUACUACUUAAAGCACAUGACGAGCAGUUGUUAAAGGGUUGUUCUUGGCGGGGAGCCAGCACUCUUCCAGAUGGCUCUUUCUGAUGAUAGAAGAUACUCUUUCUGCUAAAGGAAUUAGCUGUCCUGGGUAACUCAGGCUCAGCUUGUUCUCUACCACGUUAAACGUUUCUUGCUGGAGCUGGUGGGCACACUCCUUUCUCUAGAUUUUUUUUAAACAAGCUGCAACUGGAAAGAAUAUCCAGUUUUAUUUUAACAUCUGUUUUUAGCAUAUUCCUUUAUUGGUCAAUAUAGCAAACAAAUACCAGAAAUAAUGUUGCAAUAAGCGUAAAAUAAAAAUUGCAUCCUC
Messenger RNA from Tinamus guttatus (white-throated tinamou), 1966 nucleotides. NCBI's taxonomy places the organism in Eukaryota, Metazoa, Chordata, Aves, Tinamiformes, Tinamidae. The record is from RefSeq and is a predicted model, not a curated record.